This is a messenger RNA of Candoia aspera, 3942 nucleotides long. RefSeq names its product LON peptidase N-terminal domain and RING finger protein 1-like. The record is from RefSeq and is a predicted model, not a curated record. The transcript has 13 exons. NCBI's taxonomy places the organism in Eukaryota, Metazoa, Chordata, Lepidosauria, Squamata, Candoiidae. Gene Ontology annotation, molecular function: protein binding; ubiquitin protein ligase activity.
CUGGCUUGGUGCCCCUCCUUCUUUACCUAUUCGUCCCACGCCGCGACACUUUUCCCCUUCGCCACGCCUCCUUUUCGCUAACUAGAAAAAGGAUGCCGCCUCCUGCCAGGCUGAGAGAUCGACCCGGGCGAAAUGAAAGGACCCACCCUCCGGAGCGAUCCCCUCCACCGACUGCUCAUUGAUUGAGUGGCGCGAGACUGUCACUGAGUUAAACAAUUAAGGAUCGGAGGCAACGGAGCGAGCGGUGGUCGGAGCGCGCUUAGCAACUUAGGCAGCGCGGGGACCGGAGUCUUAAAAGAUGGAAUGUUGAUUUAGUGCUCACUGCUAUGAAAAGCAAGCCUGGUUGCCGCACGCGAAGUUAGAAGUUAUCUUUCUGGGGCUGGGUUGCUCUGAGCCAAGGCGAAGAGUUACUCCAGGGUGCACCGGGAACUGCAAGGGAAGUUUGUGCCUUUUUGCGGACAGCAAAGAAAGGGAUGAAGUUCAGGCUUUGCCAAAGUGUCCCUCUGGCCCUUUCGGCCGCCGUUCGUUGUUGCUCUUCUUAGGAAGCCGCCGCCAAUUGCGCGAUGCCCUACUGACUCCGUUUAGCCCGCGGUUCCCGCCCCCUCCGCUUCUGGCGGAGCCGAAGUAUGGAGCUUUUCCUCUGUCCCUCCUGCCGCUUGGUUCUCUGGGACCCAGUGACCGUCUCGUGCGGCCAUACCUUCUGCAGGGGGUGCCUGGGCGAAGCCUUGCCUUCGAAGUGCUGCCUCUGCGGGGGGAAACUCGCUCUCUUGGGCUCGCGGACGGUGAGCUCGAACGUCCUGCUCGGGAACUUGUUGGAAAGGGGCUUGGAUUCGGACGCCAAGGUGGCCCGGUUGAAAAGGGACUUGCAGGAGCUGGUGGGCAACAGGAAUUUCCAGGGAGCGCUGAGGACGCUUCAGAAGGGGAUCGCCUUGGCUCCAGAUGAUCUUACAUUAAGGGUGUGCAGAUCAGAACUUUACAUGGCUUUACGGCAGUACGAAGGGGCUCUUGAGGACUUGGAGAUUCUGUGCGAGCACAAGCCAGAAGAAUGUGAAGCCUUUUUUAGAAAAGGGAAAGUGCUCUUGGAAGUAGGGAAACAAUCUGAAGCCCUGCUGCAGUUCCAACAUUGCCUUACGCUGAAUUCCAGUUUCCGUGCUGCCCAGUUUGAGGUGGAAAAGGAUGGCUGAAUUCUCACAAAUGAUGCCUCCCCUAUUCCCAGUACUGUUGUGGAGUUGAAGAGCAAUGCUAGUCAGAACUUGGAAGCUUCUAAUUCAGAACAGUUUGCUUUUCUUGGGACUUUUGAAGGAGAACCCCUACAGGAUAUGAAGAAACAAAAAGAAAUUUGGCUGGAAGAAGCUAUGUCUCAUCACAGCCAGGCAGCACUUCCCAUGUCGCAACGGAUGAGGAAGAAGUACAGCUCAGACUUUUCUGCAAAUAAAGAAGAAGAUUUGGAGGAGGAUGCAUCACCAGAUACAUCAGGAACUAGAUCACCAGAUACAAAAUCUACUGAGGGCUAUUGUCCAAACAUCAUGGGCUUCCUGACUACAUCAGACUUGGAAUGUUCUCUUUGUAUACGUAUGUUCUAUGAGCCUGUGACCACACCAUGUGGCCACACUUUCUGCAAGGAGUGUAUGGAGCGUUGCCUGGACCAUCGACCCAACUGCCCUCUUUGCAAGCAAAGCCUACGAGAGUACCUGAGAGCUGGAAAAUACAAUACUACCAUUCUGCUUGAAGAGUUGAUGACAGCAGUCUUCCCUUCACAACUGGCAGAAAGGAAACUGGUUCACCAAGCUGAAACGGUAGAACUUUCAAACCUAAACAAGAAUAUCCCCAUCUUUGUGUGCACCAUGUCAUUUCCAGGUAUUGUGUGUCCCCUUCAUGUGUUUGAACCUCGCUAUCGACUCAUGAUGCGAAGAUGUCAGGAGACCGGCACAAAGAUGUUUGGCAUGUGCAUGUAUGAAAAUGGGAAAAGCUUUGCUGACUAUGGCUGCAUGCUGGAGAUUCAGAAAAUAGCAUUUUUUCCUGAUGGACGAUCCCUAGUGGACACCAUAGGCAAGAGGAGGUUUAGAGUUUUGAGACGAGGGCACAGAGAUGGCUACAACACGGCAGAUGUUGAAUAUUUGGAAGACGAGAAGAUGGAAGGAGAAGAACAGGCUGAGCUCCAGAAUUUGCAUGAUUAUACCUAUCAGCUAACCCAGAGAUUUUAUGAACAUGGGGACAGAACUUUCAGACAACUUGUGAUGCACCAUGGACCACUUCCUGAAAAAGAGGAAGACAUACAGGCAUCACCAGAUGGACCAGUUUGGUGUUGGUGGCUUAUAUCUGUGUUACCCCUUGACUUGACCCACAAGUUGACCAUUUUUUCUGACACCUCCCUGAAGGCACGUCUCACCGAACUAAAGCAUAUUCUGAACAUCAUUCUGGAAAGUCGUGACUACAGCUGCUAAUGCUCAGACUUACCACAAGGAAGUUUUAGAUAAUGUAGAAGAGAGAAGAGUGGAUAUAUGCGGAAUUACCCACCAUUUCUCUCUUUGGGUUUGGGGUAUAGCGGUGCCAAUCUAGUGUCCUCCAGAGGUCCUGGGACUAAAAUUCCUGGAAUUUCCAGCCAGCAGGAUAACUGGGGAAUUCUGCAAGUUGUAAUCCCAGCACAUCAGAUGGGUGCCAAGUUGGGGUGGUCAAAGCCUUAACCUCUUUAUUUCCGUCUUUAUUGUGAUUAUUUUGUUACUGUAGAACUGACUUCAGCUGUAGUCCUUGAACCAGGGCCCUGAAGCUGGUGUGCAGUUGUAGCACUGUUUGCACUUUUGUAAAGCAUGCUGGCUGGGAAGCCAAAAGUUCUCAAUCAAAGCAUACAGAAAUCACCAAAAAUGGGAAAGGCUGCUCUGUUGUUCAGAAAAAUGGAUAGCGACAAGGCAACUUUAGUUCUUAGGAGAACCAGCUACAAAAAAUGUGCCAUGAGACUCCUGAUUUUUUAUUUUCAUUUUUCCAAUACCAAACAAUACCAAUAAAGUACAACUAUUCUUUUUCUUUUCCUUAGCAAUUAAUAUUGAUCAAUUGGAAAGGUGUUGGGGUAUUGGGCUAUCGGUUGUCUAGUCUGUAUUAUUUCAGAUUUUGAGCACCACUUUGAGAUAAUAUUGGACUCAAGUAUCUCAGAAAUUUAUGUAUUUGUGGCUUCUAGGGAUGGGAAGUAUACUGUAUAGAUUUGUUUUUAAAAAUUGUAAAGUUGGGAGGGAGAAAUGGAAACAAUACAAUUUCUCCCAUUAAGUUCUUUUGCUUGCCUUAAACUAUCUUGGUGGUGUUCUUUUGUUUUGUGUAUUACAAUGGAAGAGGAAUUCAACUGCUAAAUCAGAGGCAUUUUGUCCAUAUGCUUUUUCCAAUUUUGCAUUUGUUUCUAUAUUUAUUUGGAACCCUUGGGAUAGAUUUUAAAUGUUGAAUAGAAUUUAGGCUUAGAUUGUACCAACCUUUAUAUCUGACCCUUAUCUUAAAUCCUUAUUCAGGGGAAAGGGAUAAUAAAAUGGCAUCUGAUAUUUAUAGGACGUAAUUGAGAUUUAACAGCCUUUUGGGCUAUUUUACCAUGCUGCUACCAGCUGCUUAUUUCUCUGCUUACUUCCAAAUGUCAUCUUUAUAACCCACUUGUUUUGAGCCUAUUCUUUUGUACUGUGUGCCUCAUCAGAGAGAGUAAUAAGUUUCUGUAACUGAAAGAUAUAAAAUGGUUAAAAGGGGUAGAGCAAAAUUGCAUGAUUGAAAUUUGUACUUAUUUAUUCAUGUGUUAUGAAAUAAACAAAAUUACCAGUUGGAAUUAAAUACCCAAGGAUUUGCCUGAAGUUAAAAAUCUUUGAGAUUUUGUGCUCUUAGCUAUGUGAUCUGGCUGAUUGAAUGUUUUAUUUUUGCUUGUACAAAAUACUUUUUUCCUUGUCAAACUAAUAAACUUUUAUCAUUUGAGCAAAC